UCGCGGCGAAGCGCAGCCUCAUCACGGAGCACGGUGCUGAGAAAGAGUGAGAGAGGGAGAGAGCAAGAGAGAGAGAGAGAGCAAAGGAGGGUGUGUAUUCGUGUGUGUGUGAGGGAGAGAAAGCCACAGCCAGAGCCAGAGAAACGAGAAAGAUAAAGGAAAGACAGACGGAACGAUAGACUUGUGCGUAAAAAAAGUCCCCCCUUCUUCUUCUUUUUCUUUCUCAAUUUACCAUCAGACAAAAACCCAAAACCGGCUGCUUGGAUGAACCAGAACCUAUCGAUCUGUCAGUACUACACCUGGAUUCACUGACCAGCCGCACAGCAGGCAUGUCCCGAAGGAAGCAGAGCAACCCCAGGCAGAUCAGACGUCCUCUGGAGGAUGGCCUGGAGGAAGAGGAGGAGGAGUGUGUCUCCGAGGAGAACGAGCUCCUGGCCAAAGACGAGUUCUCGGCAGAGGAGAACUUCUCCGCCGAGUUCGAGACGGAGAACAUGAGCUGCGAAGACAUGGAGUACUUCUGCAACAAAGGAGAGGAAGAUGGCAACCGAGAAGCAGGAGAGUCGGAGAUGGACGUGCAGGGCGAGAAGACCAGGCAUGGGGGGCCGGAGGAAUGGGAUGGUCCAAGAGAGCUGGAUACGUUCCUUAAAGAAGGCGAGCGUCGGAUCCAAACCCGGCAGGAGCUCCCUGUGGGGACCACGUGGGGACCGUUCGAGGGGAAGAUCGAGAUGAACCCUGAAAACACUACACUGAAGACGAAGAGCACGGUCCCGGUGGUGCUGAGCGCCGGCCCCAGGUGGCUGCUGGAUGUGACUUGGCAGGGAGCGGAAGACAACAAAAACAACUGUGUGGUGUACUGCAAAGGUGGCCAACUAUGGUGCACCACCACCAAGAACAUGAUGGAGGGCGAGGAGCUGGUGGCGUUUGCGGUGGACUUUGACACGCGUCUGCAGGCGGUGAACCACAUGUCUCUGAGCGAGGGCAUGUACCCAGCCAGGCUGCUGGACAGCAUCCAGCUCCUGCCCCAGCAGGCCGCCAUGGCUUCCAUCCUGCCCACUGCCAUCGUGAACAAGGACAUCUUCCCCUGCAAGGCAUGUGGGAUCUGGUUCAGGAGCGAGAGGAACCUGCAGGCCCAUCUGAUGUACUAUUGCAGCGGGCGACAGAGGGAGCCAGAGACGGUGGUGGAGGAAAAUGACAGCGGCCCCCACCAAACCCCCAGUUUGUGCCCCUUCCCACAGUGCACCAAGACCUUCUCUGGAGCCAGGGCCCUGGAAAUACACCUGAGCACCUCACACAGUGGUGUCAAAAUGGAAGAGAGCCUCCCUCCUGGCACCAGCUUGAAAUGCACAAUCUGUAACUACACGGCAGAUUCUCUUAUUACAUUCCAGCAUCACAUCAUGUCUCACCUGUCACAGGCGGCCUUCAGAUGCAAUCACUGCCAUAUCAGCUUCCAGAGCCACAGGGAACUCUUACAGCAUCAGGACUUACAUGGGCACGGUAGCAAACUUCACAGGGAAGGCGACGGCACCGAGCAUUCUCCCAGGGGGCCCGAGGAAAGCCUCCAGCAGCAGAAGCAGCAGGCCCGCGCUGAGCUGGCCAACAGGAAGGAUGCUCUGCUGGGAAGUCCCAAAGGGGCCCUCAACAAGGAGACCAGCACAGACGGAGAGGCUGACAAGGCAGAGAAGAAGCCCAUGCUGUCCCUUCAGAAGGGAGAGGCUCACCCAGGCAGCAAAGCCAGUUUUUCUUACACUAGGAUCAAGUCUGAGCCCUCCAGCCCCCGACUGGCCUCCUCCCCUGUGCAGCAUAACAUGCCUACAUUUCCCAUGGGCCCCUUCUUGUCUCAGUUUGCUUUCUCCCAAGACAUUUCAGUAGUCCCACAGGCUUCUGAGAUUCUUGCUAAAAUGUCAGAGCUAGUUCACCGGAGGCUGCGCCACGGAGGAAACAACUACCCCCCUGUCAUCUACAGUCCUCUUAUGCCCAAGGGGGCCACCUGUUUCGAAUGCAAUAUCACCUUCAGCAACCUAGACAACUAUUUGGUCCACAAAAAGCACUACUGUAACAGCCGCUGGCAACACAUGACGAAGUCCCCCGACUUCUCCGCCCUCUCAGACAAGGUUCCAGAGGCGGUGAGCCCCAACAGUGGGCACAGUUCUGUUAACAUGUUGACCGGCUGCCACCCUACGGACGCCGACAACCACCUCAUGCAGUCCGCCUGUCUGACCUCCAAUGUGUUGGACAUGAUCAAUGCUGGGGCUAAAGGGCCAGAAAAGGAUCUAGCUGGACAGGUGAAGAAGGUCUCUACCCCAACUGGGGCUGAAGAGAGGCUCAAUGGCCAGCCCUUGGAGGGAAAAAGCCCCACUACUGGUCUGGUGGAAAGUGACAAUGACCCAAACAAGACGGUCUGUGAGGCCUGCAAUAUCACCUUCAGCCGCCACGAGACCUUCAUGGUCCACAAGCAGUACUACUGUGCCACCCGUCAUGACCCACCCAUGAAACGCAUGUCCAGCAACAAGGUCCCCUCCAUGCAGAGAACCAUCAGGGCCCGUAAGCGCAGGAAGAUGUACGAGAUGUGUCUUCCUGACCAGGAGCACCAGAGGCCCAUGGGUCAGCCAGGUUUUCUCGGGGUUCCUCCAAUGAACCCUUGUACAUCCCAGGAAGCAGUAGAGAGCCUAGCAGAUCGCUUCCACCCGCGCUGUGACAUCUUCCCUGGUAUGGUACCCAAACACCUGGAGGCCUCUCUGACUGUCACUAAACCUAUCAUGGCUCCCAAAUGCAAUACAGGGGAGCAACAGGAGCUGGACACUCCCAUCGAUCUCAGCAAAAAGUGUUCGCCAGCCUCUGACAAGACAUGUAGCUCCCCUAAAAGACUGUUGGACUAUCACGAAUGUGCAGUGUGCAAGAUAAGUUUUAACAAAGUGGAGAACUACCUGGCGCACAAACAGAACUUUUGCCCAGCAACAGCCGCCGCCGCUGCUGCUGCUGCUGCUGCUACCACUGCCACUCAACACCAGAACGAGACUGGCAGCAUGGAGCCGACCAUGUUCCCCGAUGUGAAGAUUGAAGCCAACAACAACCCAGAUGAAGUCUACGAUAAGAGCCCGGGCAAAUGUGAGAAGAAUGGCAAUGGGAAGGUGUUGUUGCAGAAUGGAGGCAUGUUCCCCCCUCACUUGGGGCCCGCGCCGGGAGCCAAAACUUUUGCUGAGCCCCAGCUCAUCCCAUCAAAAGACGAGAGCAAGAAUAUGUUUCUGUCCCACUGCCUCUAUCCCGGAGCAAUAAAGAAGAUGAAAGGUCCCGAGCAAUUGUCGCCGUAUUUCGGGAUAAAGUCAACUGAUUAUGUGACUGGCGGACCAGCGAUGCAGGGAGAGGCCAGCGAACAGGAGCAGAGCGUUAAUGGGGGAGGAGGCACGGGAGGAGGGGAGACAGGAACAACCAGAGAGCAGGCCCAGCCGCCUGCUGCUAACGGUUGCCCCCACCCCGGCAAGGAACCCCUACCCCUACUGCCCAAAAACCGAGGCAUGGUCAUCGUCAACGGGGGGCACAAGAACGAGGAGCGUUCAGGCACGGCUCCUCCACAGCAGGAGAAUCAGCCAGACGGCCAGCCCCCCAACCCUUCACCCACGUGGGCCACCGAGAACCAGGGCGACUCCAACGAGAACAUGUCGCCUUCCUCCAAGUCUCCAAGCGAGGAGGCGCCGCCCACAACCAACAAAGGUGUGAACGGCUCUGGAAGUGGCAAGUACUGCCGCCUCUGUGAUAUCCAGUUCAACAACCUGUCAAACUUUAUUACCCACAAGAAGUUCUACUGUUCAUCACAUGCUGCAGAGCAUGUCAAAUAAGUUGAGAAGAAUAAGACACGUUCUUCUUCUUCCCCCCAGCCCUAUUCCCUUCCAAACUUUGACCCCUUUUUUCUCCUAUGUUUUGGUACACUGUUGUGUCUGGAAUAGUGCAUCACGCAGUGCUAUACGCUGCUUGUGGACAAUCAAGAGAAGCUUCUUCUUUCAUUGUUUUAAGACUUGAUAAUGCAAAAACCAUUGGUUAAAAAAGAAAAAGAAAAGAAAAAUGAAUCAAGAAUAAUAUUGGUGCCACUUUCACAUUAAUUUAUUUUACAAUCAGUAUUAAUAGAAGUAGUGAUCUUAAUUUAAAUUCAAAAGGAAAUUUAUAUCAGAGUUGUUUGUAAUGUUAUUGUAUAGUCAUUCUUGUGUAGCACACAUAUUGUUUACACUGUAGUGUAGGCUCAAUGAAACAAAUAGACAAUACAAAAAUGAGAUGCAUUUUAGACACAAAAAUAGCUACUGAGGCACUUGUGUAUUCUUAUUUGCUGUACCAGUUUCUGUAUAUGCUCAAAAUGUCAAUUGCAGAUUGCUACUAAUGACUUGUUUGCCUUAAAAAAAAGAAAUCACCAUUUGGGGGUGAUAACCAGGCACAACCCUGCAUCUCACAUUUUGGCAUAUACACAUGGCUUUGCAUACAUAUGUGGCUGUUUGUCCCUGUCUCUUUUCUUCAACUCAGAUGUGGAUGUUUUCAUGAGGAUGGCAGCAUUCUUGUAUAGUACUCGUAUUUCUGUUUGAUGAUACACUUUGGUCUCCCUUUUGGAAAUUUGCUCUCAAUGCAAUACUUUGUAAAUGAGGGAACAUUACUGAAAAGCAGUAUUAUGAAAUGGGGACUGUGCAUAUAAUUAUUUGUAAACCCCAAAGGGAAAAAAAAGAAGUUGUACAAGAAUUUAUUGCUGACGAACAAGAUGGGCGGGAGGUCAGUGGGGAUACUGAUGUAAAAAUGAUCAUUCCAAUGUCCUGAUUAUGGGAGAAAAUGUUUCUUAAAACGUUGUUGCUAUGCAUGUAUAUGGAUGGAAUUAAAUUCCAGAUCUGUUGGAAAUUUUUAUUUUGAUGUGGUGUCAUAAUUAAACUUAAAUCCUCAGGAUAAA
Gymnodraco acuticeps is the source of this 4918-nucleotide messenger RNA. It is a transcript of the gene zfpm2a, whose product is annotated as zinc finger protein, FOG family member 2a. Gene Ontology annotation, biological process: positive regulation of transcription by RNA polymerase II; heart development; negative regulation of transcription by RNA polymerase II. Lineage: Eukaryota; Metazoa; Chordata; Actinopteri; Perciformes; Bathydraconidae. Gene Ontology annotation, molecular function: RNA polymerase II-specific DNA-binding transcription factor binding. The transcript has 8 exons. Gene Ontology annotation, cellular component: nucleus. The record is from RefSeq and is a predicted model, not a curated record. Bases 330 to 3833 code for a protein of 1167 amino acids.